This is a messenger RNA of Notechis scutatus (mainland tiger snake), 537 nucleotides long. Lineage: Eukaryota; Metazoa; Chordata; Lepidosauria; Squamata; Elapidae. The record is from RefSeq and is a predicted model, not a curated record.
CCUACUUUCCUUGUGGAACUGUCCAGAGUGCUGGCAAACCCAGGAAACAGCCAAGUUGCAAGAGUUGCAGCUGGUUUGCAGAUCAAAAACUCUCUGACAUCUAAAGAUCCUGAUGUAAAGACCCAACACCAACAGAGGUGGCUUGCAAUUGAUGCCAAUGCUCGCAGAGAAGUCAAAAAUUAUGUUUUGCAAACCUUGGGUACAGAAACCUACAGACCCAGCUCAGCAUCACAGUGUGUUGCUGGCAUCGCCUGUGCAGAGAUCCCCAUGAAUCAAUGGCCUGAACUUAUUCCUCAGCUAGUAGCCAAUGUUACAAAUCAACACAGCACAGAGCAUAUGAAAGAAUCGACAUUGGAAGCCAUUGGCUAUAUUUGUCAGGAUAUUGAUCCAGAACAGCUUCAGGAUAAAUCCAAUGAGAUUUUGACCGCCAUUAUCCAGGGCAUGAGGAAAGAAGAGCCAAGUAAUAAUGUGAAAUUAGCGGCUACUAAUGCACUCUUGAACUCUUUGGAAUUUACCAAAGCAAACUUUGACAAAGAG